CAGGUCUGGUGGUGGUCAGUCGUGCAGUGCAGCGAAGUGAAGUGUGAUCCUUAAGCUAAGCUAAAGACUUAAAAGAAAUACUUAGAGGAAAUACUUAUGACUAUACAGACAACAACAGCAAAUCCAAAUUGUAUAUUAGAAUAGCUGCUCUGCAUUGAGAUCAGGGUAUCUCCUUAUCGGGCACUCUCACCUCUUACUUUCAAUCAUGCAUAUGCAUGAUAACAAUACCAUAUCUCUUCUUAGAGCUUUUGGAAACUUUCUCAAUCUAGCGAGAAGCCAAAUGUUUAGCAAAUGCCUCUUUCAACUAAUAACUAUACGGACAUAAAAUGAAUCAAAAUAUAUCAUUGAACGGCUAUGGGCUUUCCAAUAAACUGUUGAUCGGUAUGGGCGUCAGCCUGAUUGCUGUAGGAGGCGCCGGCUACCUGGUUUAUCGACACUUGCAUCGCGAUGUGAUGCCAUCGAAAUGGAGACGAGUCGGGAAAUUGCAACGGGUGAACGUGUUCCCAGUCAAGUCGUGUGCUCCAUUGGAGGUUGACCCCCAGCAGGAAUACGAUUGUGACGUGCUUGGCGUUGGCAUUGGAAAUGUGCGGGAUCGCAAAUUCAUGUUAGUCAAUGAUAAUAAUGAAAUGAUAACCGCCAGAGGUUAUUCGCACAUGGUAAAAAUUCAGCCAAAGGCGCUGCCUAAUGGGUUGGUGUUCAGUGCACCUGGAAUGCCCGACUUGGAACUGGAUUUCAAGCAACUGAAAACACUUUCUGAAGAUGUACACACCUCCGUUUUUGGCGUGGCAAUAGAUGUGAUGCUGUGCGGCAGCCGCUUUGACAAAUGGUUUUCACAGUUUAUCCUUAAAAAGGAUUUCGGCGUAAAGCUAGUUUACUAUCCAUAUGCAGGACCAGUUCGCAAGACUUGUCCAGAUCUGAAACAUAUGCCUUAUAUAACACAGGAAGAUUCUGGCACACUCAAUGAUGCAACCAGCUAUAUGCUCAUGAAUUUAGCUUCAGUAGAUGAUUUAAAUACUCGAUUGAAGACUCCGGUGGAUCCGUUGCAAUUCCGUGGAAACUUUGAACUGAAAAUGGAUGUCGAUGAGCCGUACAGUGAGGAUCACUGGCAGUGGAUUCGCAUUGGCAACGAUGCCGUUUUUCGUAUAGUUGCACCUUGCACCAGGUGCAUCUUUCCAAAUAUUAAUGUUCAAACGGCUGAGCGGAAUGCCGAUUGUGAGCCGCUAAAAACACUGCGCAGCUAUCGACUGUUCAACUACUCGUCUCCAGCGUUGGGUGUGCACAUGGGUCUACGGCAUCCAGGAAACGUCAAGGUUAAUGAUGUUAUUUACGUAGAAGACAAGUGAUAUUGAAGCUCUUUUACUUUUAUAAACAUUCUGCAUAAAUUCAUUUAAAUCAUAUACAUAUAAUAAAAGUAAAUAAUUCGUUUA
This is a messenger RNA of Drosophila mojavensis, 1427 nucleotides long. Its product is annotated as mitochondrial amidoxime-reducing component 1. The coding region runs from base 327 to 1343 and encodes 338 amino acids. The transcript is spliced from 5 exons. Gene Ontology annotation, molecular function: pyridoxal phosphate binding; molybdenum ion binding; catalytic activity. NCBI's taxonomy places the organism in Eukaryota, Metazoa, Arthropoda, Insecta, Diptera, Drosophilidae. The record is from RefSeq and is a predicted model, not a curated record.